This is a messenger RNA of Racocetra fulgida, 288 nucleotides long. The record is from the annotation of a GenBank genome assembly. NCBI's taxonomy places the organism in Eukaryota, Fungi, Glomeromycota, Glomeromycetes, Diversisporales, Gigasporaceae.
AACAUAUUGAUGGUGGUAUUAGUGUUAGUAUGAAUAUAACAAAUACAUCUCAAAUCAGGGUAGAAUUAAACAAUAUGUCUUUUGAUAUCAAAUAUAUGAAUCAAAUUAUUGGUAAAAUUUCUUCAAGUUUCUCGAAUGAUAACAAUACACUUUCGUUCAAUGGGCGAUUACUGCCAUCAAAUACUAAAGAGGAAUUAGAUGCUAUGACUAAUGCAUUUUUCAAAAUUUUAUCUGGUGAAGAAUUAAAAUUUACAUUUGAAGCAAGAACAUCUUCGGAUUCUUGUUUAA